Molecule: messenger RNA, 3088 nt
Organism: Tachysurus vachellii
Lineage: Eukaryota; Metazoa; Chordata; Actinopteri; Siluriformes; Bagridae
Gene: rps6kl1
Product: ribosomal protein S6 kinase-like 1
Exons: 12
Coding region: 438-2579 (713 amino acids)
Biological process (GO): protein phosphorylation
Molecular function (GO): ATP binding; protein kinase activity
Source: RefSeq, a predicted model, not a curated record
AUAGGAAGCUUUGCGCGCGCGCUUCCUCUCCUCCAGUCGGUGCUGUCUGCGCGAGCCUCCGCUACACACGGGCCCGACACUGCGGAGGCGCGCGCGCGGCAAGGAAACCUUUACAUUAGGUGACUCAGGUAGAGACAGAGAACAGAGAGAGGAAUUAAAUGGCUUUGCUACAUCAUGGUGUCUUUUUGUGAUGGCCUUAAAGUGCAAGGACGAAUCAUACAGAAGCAGUCAUUUACACAUGUUACGCCGUAUAGCAGAGGGAAAAGAAAGAAGGAAGCAUUCGGAGGAACUCUGGUGUGUGAGAGAAACUGAUGAAAAUGGUGAAGGAAUGGUCACAUCCCAGACAUGCAGCUCAUCCUUCUAAUUUCGCCACAGAUGUAUGGUCUCUGUGGACUCUUGUUCCAUCAGGACUGCAGCACAGUUAACCAUAGUCAGACAUGGCUAAAAGAGACUAUUUGGUGGAUGCGGCCAAGCAAAUCCGCAUGGCCCUGGACAGAGAAGUCAACGAGGACUACGAAGCUGCAUUUAGUUACUAUAAGAAUGGUGUGGACCUGCUGCUAAAUGGAGUGCAAGUGGAUCCAAAUAAAGAGAGACGUGAGGCUGUGAAGCGGAAAACCACUCAGUAUCUGAAGAGAGCGGAGGAGAUCUUUAACUCUCAUCUACAGUACAACUUCAGCAAUGACACCACACAAUUAGGGGGUUACAGCAGCCUAAGGUUCAGGUCUAUCAGAUAUCUGAGCUCGCCUGUAGAGGACCUGGAGAUGUGUAAAGUGGUGGGGAUUAUCGAUAAGGUCCUGACUGUCCAAAACCUGAUUAGCAAGGAGACAUUUGUGAUUAAGAGCCUGCCUAAAUCUAGCUGGGAGAAUCGAGAGCGUUCUACCAUCAUCCCUCAGGGUGUCCCGUUCAUGGUGAAGUUACUGAGGUACUACGUCAGCGAGGAUUCUGUGUUCCUGCAUCUAGAACAUGUCCAAGGUGGAAGGCUCUUUUCCAAACUGCACCCGAUCAGAAGUGAGUUAGCCAGAGAACAUCCAGAUUGCUCCACCGCCAACCAGCACAAAUUCCAGCUAAAGAACAGCUACACCUCACCUGCUCUAACCCAGUUGUGCCAUUUGAAUGGAGAGCACCACCAGAGAACAUCCAUAUUUGCUGAGAGGGAGAAUGUGGGAAGCUUAGAAACGGACAGUGGGCUGACUUUUUGGAAUGAGACUGAGCGGCAGCUCAACACCUAUGGCACACACUCAUACUGUGAGGAAACAGGAUGCCUGCAAAAUUCCCGGUCGGAAAAAGCUGAAUUCCAGCAAGGGCAAUCCUCUCACCCUUAUGCAAUAAGGACAGAUUCUAUUUCCAGUAUUAGUACUGGUCUGCAAGAUUGUCUUUUAUCUCAGGAAAGCUUUCCACUUCCUGUUCAUCCUUGUGUGAUUGUGGAUACUCGAGACCCACUCAGUGUCACAACUGAUCUUUUAGGAAACGACGUCCAUAUUGAGCGGAUCGACUCAAGCUUAGAUUUUGCUCAGGAACAGUGUUUAAUAGGAACCGGGUCAAAUCCAGACAUUCUUGGACUCAACCGUGCACCUCAGAUCACACUGAGCUCUUUAUUUGAUGCCACACAGCCAACCCUGUGUAGCACAGUCAAUAUCCUUCCACAGAAAGUUCGUGUAGUUCCCAAUUCCCUCCCAUUAUCCUCACAGAACCAAAAACAAAAUGGCAUUACUCACCAAAAAACAACAAAUUUGGAGAGUUCCCAGUAUACGGUAAGCUUAAGCUCAGGAAAUUCCCAACCAGGUACAGAGUACCACAACGGAACAGGAUCUACUGUGGAUAACGGACUUCUAAGACCUUUCACCUUAGACUUCAUGACAACAGCUCCUCAGGUGAACAAUAUAAGUAAAGACGUGGAAAGAGUGCCUGUGGAGAUUGGAGAAGAGAACUGGGAACUCCUUAGCCCACUGUGCUCAGAUAAAACACAGGAUCCUUUGUUCAGGCCUCGCUCUUUCCAAGAAGAGCAGCUUAUCGAAGUUGACGGAUGGUGUCACUUGCCUCAGUUUAGGGCAACAAAGCAACAGCCUGUUCGAUGGGGUCUUCCUGAAAUAGAAGUGAGAAUGUGGGGAGCACAGAUCCUCUUGGCUCUCGAGAGUCUUCAUGAGCAAGGCAUCGUGUGCCAGGACCUCAACCCCAGAAACAUUCUGCUCAAUAGCAGUGGAAAUGUGUGCCUGACUUACUUUGGACAGUGGACUGAGGUUCAGACAGAAGUUAGUCCUAAAGCUAUGGAUGAAAUGUACUGUGCACCAGAGAUUGGGGGCGUAUCUAAAAUCACAGAGGCCUGUGAUUGGUGGAGUUUGGGAGCUUUACUGUUUGAACUUCUUACUGGAAUGCCCCUGUGGCAGUGUCAUCCUACAGGUGUGCAUCCACACACACAGCUACGUAUUCCAGACCACUUGAGCACCGCAGCGGCCUCAUUACUCACAGAGCUCCUUCAGUAUGAUGCUGGCUAUCGACUGGGCUCUGGAGGUGGAGGUGUGAGUGACAUUAAGUUCCACCCCUUUUUUAACUCUGUUCCUUGGCACACACUGGCCAGUUAACUGAUACACCUAACACCAGUGGGUCAGGAAAUUCAAAGAAAAGUCUGUACUGCCCCCUGCUGGUGUAGGACACAAGAAGCACGAGGAUCUCCAAACCCUCAGCUGAACAUUAAAAAAAAAGAAAAAAAAAAGGGAACUAUGGAGUUUAACUAACAUUUAACACACUUCUGACUGUGUAUUAAACUAAACAGACAUUUUUCAGUAAUAAUGAAAGAACCUACAGCACAUGUAUGGGGUUAUUGUAAACAUAUACCUACAUCUCAGGCAUCAAAUUAUUGCUGCACCUCUGGAUGGCAGAUGAACUGAUCUGCAAUAUUAACCUUACUUCUGACCAUGUUUAUCAAGCAUGCAAUGUAAUAUCAGUCCAUUUUGAAAGUACAGAUUUUAAUAAUUUUGACAUUCAUGUCAAACAUUUGUGCCUCAAAUGAUUACUGUCUGCAUUAAGAAUCAUUUUUAUGCUCAAGAGCAACCUACAUUUUUAACCAAAGCAAAAGUAAUAAUUAAAAAAA